AUGACCUUCCCACUCCCCCUGAAGUCCCGCCUUCCCUCUGCUGUGAGGAGUUUGAUUCUACAGAAGAAACCAAACCUCAGAAACAUGUCCAGCAUGGCUAGGGGGCUCCAGCCAGCCAGUGUGGUGGCCCUGCCCAGGUCCCUUGCUCCGGCCUUUGAAAAGUUCUGCCAAGUCAACAGUGGCCCUCUGCCGCUGCUGGGCCAAAGUGAGCCAGGCAAGUGGACGUUGCCUGCCCUGGGUGCUGUCCCAGGUACCAGGACGGGCUGUCCCCAGUUCUGGAAGUAUGAGUUCGGCACCUGCACAGGCAGCCUGACCUCGCUGGAGGAGUCCUCGGGGCAGCUGAAGGACAUGAUGGCCUUCCUCCUGGGCAGCAGCUUCUCCCUGGAAGGGGCCUGGGAGAAGGGGGGACUCCCCAGAAGGGACUCAGCAGGCCACGGCCACAUGGGUGCAUACAAGACAGAGGUGCCUUGUGCCACCAUUGCUGGCUUUUGCUGCCCUCUGGUGGUCACAGUGAGGCCCGUUCCCAAGGACAAACUGGAACAGCUGGUGCAGGCCUGUUGCUCCGUGGGGGGCGAGCAUGGACAACCGGUUCACACUGGCGACCCAGAACUGUUGGGUAUCAAAGAUCUUUCCAAACCUGACCACGGGGAGCCUGUGGUGUGUCAGCCAGGGCACGUUCCAGUGUUCUGGCCUUCUCAGCUGACCAGUCUCGAAGCUGUCAGCGCCUGCAAGAUGCCACUGGCUUUCACCAGCGCACCGGCUUGCACAGUUAUGACUGACCUGAAGGGUACAGCGGCUCCGGCCAGAUGUCUCACCCCUGAGGGAAUGCCAGAGGUCCAUCACAUUUCCCAGGAUCCUUUGCACUGCAGCAUGGCGUCAGCUUCAGUCGCUCAGAGGGUCAGAGAACUGGAGAUGAUAAUUGCCAUCGACCCCGGCAGCCGAGGUCUCGGACACCUGCUCCGUCCAGGCAAGCUGCUGCGGGCCUUCCUGUCUCCGUCCCACACCCGCUCCGUGCUCCGCACCACCGGCUUCCCCACGCAUCUCAACCACGAGCCUCCGGAAGAGACGGACGGCCCGCCGGGAGCCGCGGCUCUGGCUGCCUUCCUGCAGGCCUGGGAGAAGGGGGUCUCCAUGGUCGUCGACCAGAGAGCCUUGAAUUUGUACAAGAAGCUUGUUGAUGAGGCUGUACAGCGAGGCCGGCAGUCUCUUCCAUCUGGCCACGCCCUGCUGGGUGUUUUUUGCUGCCCACUUUCCCAGAAGUCGCUCUGCCCUCCUGUUCACCUGACUGCCGGCUCCAUGCUGGACCUCAGCUCAGAACUGGGUCGUGCCCACACAGUGGCUUGGAAUUUGGAAUUCGCUGCGGGGGGUGGAACUGGAGAAGGGGGGUUGGGAGAGCCCCGGGAGGGGCGCUUCAGGAGCUCGGACAGUGAUCUGGCUCCUUGCCCUCAGCUCGCCCAUCGACCCACUGGGGGGGCCGCGACAGCUCCCAAAGGGCUUGCGGUGACAACAUGGGGAGGCUGGGGUGGGGAGCAGCUGUCUCGAGGCCUGGAUUUUGAACCAAGUUCUGUAGGAAAGAAGGAAACGAAGACGGAAGGGUCCUUCGCACAAACACAGGAAGGCAUGAGCCAGCCAGGCACCUGGCUCUCCAUAAGGACCCUGUGCCCUCACCCCGGCAGGUUUGACCAUCUGGUGGCAAUCGAGCGCACGGGAGGGGCUGCCGAUGGCGAUUACUACAACGCAAGGAAGAGGAACAUCAAGCACUUGGUGGACCCCAUCGAUGGUCUUUUCCUUGCAGUGCAGAAGAGUUCUGGAAUUUCAACAACUGCGGUCGGUGACGGAGGCAAUGAGCUUGGGAUGGGCAAAGUCAAGGAGGCCGUGAAGAGGCACAUACGAAAUGGGGACGUCAUUGCCUGUGACGUGGAGACUGACUUUGCGGUCAUCAUCGCUGGCGUUUCUAACUGGGGAGGUUAUGCCUUGGCCUGUGCUCUGUACAUCCUGAACUCAUGUGAGGUCCACAGACGUUAUCUGAGGAAGGCAGUUGGGCCCUUCAGAGCACCUGGAGAACAGAACUGGACUCAGGCCCUCCCAUCCAUCACUAAGGAAGAAAAUAUGUUGGGCAUCCUGGUGCAGCAUGGAGUCCGGAGCGCAGUCUCGGGCACCCUAGGCAUGGAGGUGGACGGGCUGCCCUUCCAUGGCACUCACGCCCAGAUGAUCCAGAAACUGGUAGACGUCACCAUGGCGCAAGGGUGACCAUGCAAAUUACAGGCAUGGGGGGUGCGUACUAGACGGGAUCUAGGGAGGAGUUCCCUGAGGGCCCCGGCUUUCUUCUACAACAGCCUUGCAAAUAAACACUGGCCCUGGGUGAGCAACGUGCUCCACACUGGCCUGGGUCAGGCAUGCCCACCUCCUGGGUCGGGGUUGGGGGCAGCGGGUAAUGCAGGUGAUGUGGACCAAGUAAAACAGUCCUCUGGGGUCCCCAGUUUUGGCUUUUAUUCCUAAGUGCCAGGAGGCAUUGAUUUCAACCUCCUCACCCUGGCUUCUUCAGGUUACCCACGCAGUCUGCUCUGAGAGUCUUCUGAGCAAUCACUAACGGGGACGCCAGUAAGCAAUGAAUUUCCAGGCAGACACAGAGGGUCCUGAAUAACCCCCCAGGCUAAUUAAGAAACAGCAAAAUGUACAAAUGUGUAGUGUAUAUUACGAAGCUCUGGGGCUUCACUAAAGGUUUACUCAUCACCACCACCAACAAAAUAUUUAUACCUUCGAAAUGCUCUCUUUUACAAACAACAUCCUGUUUAUUUAGGCAAAAGAUUUAUCUCCACCCAUCACUUCCCCUGUGCCCCUCCCCCUCCCUUACCCCCUUACAUCCUGAUCCCCCGCCACAGAGCCUGACACCUCUCCCACCUCCUUCCCAUCUGCUCACCCCCCACUCCAGAGCCAGACUCUGCCCUCCUUGCAUAGAAGGGCAGCCACAUUCCCGGAGCCCGGGGGUGGGUCAGGACCUUCCAGGGCUUAGAUCACUCACAGAGUCCUCUUGGACAACUCAUCGGUUUGCCCUUAUCUCCUUCACAACUUCCCACUGUACAUUCCCUGACAAAAUCCGAAGCAGAAUCCCUGACCACGUCCCGUUACAUUCACGUACUGAACCAGUACAGUAUCUUGUGCUGGAUCAUCUAGAUGGGGUAAUGGAAGCAGCUUGUGGCAGGAAAGAGCUUUUGUCUCAUCACUUUAGCAAAAUUAUAUUGUAACUAACUUAAACCAGGCACCCCCUUGCUCUACUCAUCUCUGGCCCAAGCACACCUUUCAAAUCUUUUGCUCACACAAUACCAUGCCUAAGAUGUUGGUUCUUUCUGUAGAUCAAAGAAGUAAAAAUGAAGAAUAAUUAACAGAUGACCAGAUCUCUUCUCUAGCUUCCCCUUCAGUGAUCUCAAGAACAAGCUAUGUGAACGAGGUAGCAGCUAAAGAAAGAUGACAAGGAGUCAGCGAGCCUUUCACGCAGUGGGAGAUGUCAAUGAGUUUGAUCCCCUAUCUCAAUGAUUACCUGAGAUGACUUUCCCUUUUCCCUUUAAAAACUUUCAAGGCCAAGCAGAAUCUUUGGUGCUGGUUUUGGGGACACUAGUCCACCUUCUCCCCAGAUUGCAGGCUUUCUGAUUAAAAGCAACGUUUUCCAUUUCUACCAACACUUGUCUCUCGAGUAUUGAUUUUUGAGCAGUGAGCAGCUGGACCUGAGUUCAGAAAUAGUAGUCCAUGGGCUUCCCUGGUGGUGCAGUGGUUUCCGAUGCAGGGGACGCGGGUUCGUGCCCCGGUCCAGAAAGAUCCCACAUGCCACGGAGCGGCUGGGCCCAUGAGCCACGGCCGCUGAGCCUGCGAGUCCGGAGCCUGUGCUCCGCAAUGGGAGAGGCGGCAACAGUGAAAGGCCUGCAUACUGCAAAAA
This is a messenger RNA of Orcinus orca (killer whale), 3931 nucleotides long. It is a transcript of the gene DGLUCY, whose product is annotated as D-glutamate cyclase. NCBI's taxonomy places the organism in Eukaryota, Metazoa, Chordata, Mammalia, Artiodactyla, Delphinidae. Gene Ontology annotation, biological process: glutamate metabolic process. Gene Ontology annotation, molecular function: D-glutamate cyclase activity. The record is from RefSeq and is a predicted model, not a curated record.